Molecule: messenger RNA, 5488 nt
Organism: Lethenteron reissneri (Far Eastern brook lamprey)
Lineage: Eukaryota; Metazoa; Chordata; Hyperoartia; Petromyzontiformes; Petromyzontidae
Product: serum response factor-like
Biological process (GO): positive regulation of transcription by RNA polymerase II
Molecular function (GO): protein dimerization activity; DNA-binding transcription factor activity, RNA polymerase II-specific; cis-regulatory region sequence-specific DNA binding
Source: RefSeq, a predicted model, not a curated record
UCCUGCUCCUCCCGCGUCUUCUGCUCCCGCUCAUCUCCUCCUCCUCCCGCUCUUCGUUCUCCUGCUGCUCUUCCUCCUCCUCUCCUCCUUCAGUCCUCGACCGCAGCGGGGCGGGGUGAGGGGCCCUCUGCCCACGCGACGCUGUCAUCAGCUGUGACGCCGAGCAUGUGGCGUGUUAGUGGUGAUGAUGAUGAUGUUUUUGUUGAUGUUUGUUGAUGUCUGCAGAACUCCUGCACUGUUUCACGCAGGAAGCGGGUGCCACCACUGACCGCCAAACCCGAUUUGAAUACACACCCUUCAACUCUGCAGGAACUAAGACUCGUGUCGAACAGAGACACGUGACACUUCACUUAGUUCAAGCACGCCUGGUUCUGCUGAUGAAACGAUGAAUGUCGAUACCGGUCCAGAGUGUGCUUGUAUCGAACCGAUGUUUGCUUUAAUUGUGCGAAGCAAACUUGUAUUUCUGUAACGUGGAGAGACAAAUGUGGUCAGCCAGGCGAAUCGUCCGGUUGUGUAUCGCGUCACGUGGCGGAUUGGUAAACACGGCAGAGGCGCGGGGAGGGAGGGGCUUUGCUGAUAACGGGGCUGGUAAUCCUGGUGACCGAGUAACGGGGAUGCAAUGCUGGUGUCCGAGUAACGGGGAUGUAAUUCUGGUGACAGAGUAACGGGGUUGGUAACAGAGUAACGGAGCUGGUGACAGUAACGGGGGUGGUAAUCCUGGUGACCGAGUAACGGGGUGGUAAUUCUGGUAACAGAGUAACGGAGAUGUCAUCCUGGUGACAGAGUAACGGGGUUGUCAUCCUGGUGACAGAGUAACGGGGAUGUAAUCCUAGUGACAGAGUAACGGGGAUGUAAUCCUGGUGACAGAGUUACGAUGCUGGUAAUCCUGGUGACAGAGUAACGGGGAUGUAAUCCUGGUGACAGAGUAACGGGGGUGUAAUCAUGGUAACAGACUUAACGGAGAUGUAAUCCUGGUGACAGAGUAACGGGGUUGGUGACUGUCGCUCGCUAUCCACCGGGCGGGGGAAGCCCCUCGCAGGGUUCCCUGUGACGUCACGCGAAGGCGGCGCGCGCGCCGUCGCGCUCCUUGUUUGGGCAUCAAAUACCAAACAUGGGGCUCGGCUUCUAUAAAUGGCAAUGACCGCUUCACGCCGGCCGGAGCGCUCCGCCGCGUGAAGCGCAAAUCCGAUCGGCGCUCGGGCCAAACUCGCCGUGGCCUCGCAACAAGUCCCGCCGCUCGCGCCGGGGCCGUCGGGACCCUGCCCGGGGCUGUCGGCCGCGGUCUCGGGCCCCGGGAGCCGGCGGACGUGCGCGCACUACUUUCGCGGCGCGGCGUGACACGUGUGCUGCGCGUGUUUAUGGGGCCGCGCGCGGCGGCCGCGUGCGACUCGGGGCCGGGAGACCGCGCCCCGCAUGGAGGCACCCGUCUCGCGCUCCGCGCCCCGCAUGGAGGGCCCCAACAGGGGGCCCGCGGCCGGCUCCGGCCUCUCCCUGCGGGGUCACUCCGACUGCAAGAUGUCCGAGGGGGCCUCUGACGAUAGCGACGACGACGACAGCCUCGGCAGCGGCGAGGCGGCGGCGGCGGUGGCGAUGGCCCAGGGGGGGGUUCCCGGCCGCGACGGCGUCUCCGGGGGAGGGGGGCCCUGCUUCCCCGGGCGCGACCCCAUGGACCCGGGGCGCGGCGUGGCGCCCACGGGACUCAAGCCCGGCAAGAAGACGCGCGGCCGCGUCAAGAUCAAGAUGGAGUUCAUUGACAACAAGCUGCGGCGGUACACCACGUUCAGCAAGCGCAAGACGGGCAUCAUGAAGAAGGCGUACGAGCUGUCCACGCUGACCGGCACGCAGGUGAUGCUGCUGGUGGCCAGCGAGACGGGCCACGUGUACACGUUUGCGACGCGCAAGCUGCAGCCGAUGAUCACGAGCGAGAGCGGCAAGGCGCUCAUCCAGACGUGCCUCAACUCCCCCGACUCGCCGCCUCGGCCCACGGCGGCCGCCGCCACGGCACCUGACCCUGGCGCCGAGCAGAGGAUGAGCGCCAGCGGAUUCGAGGAGACGGAGCUCAGCUACCAGAUCGGGGAGCCGGACAUCAUGGAGGACAGCAAGGUGGGAGCGGAGUCUCUGAAGCCCACGCUCUUCACCAUCACCAACUUCCCGGGUUCCUCGCCCGGGCCGCACCACUUCUCCAGCCCCAGCUACUCCCCACCCUCCUCCUCCUCGGGACCCCCAACCAGCAUGGCGGGCGGCCACAUGGUGGGCGGCGGACAUUCCUGCAAGACGGUCCAGGGGGGCCACAUGCAAACGCACGGCAACGCAUCCUCGUUCACCCUCAUGUCAGGAAACUCGCAUGCGGGCGGCGCUCCACCCGCGGGUCACACGCAGACGCAGCAGAUGCAGGGACACUCGCUGUCAGUGCCCAUCCCGGCCACGCUGGUGUCAUCCAGCAUGCCGGUGUCGGUGGCGGGGCACGUCAUGUACCAGGCGCCGCAUGGCAUCAUGUACGCGAGCUCCCCCUCGCUGGGCGGCGACGGCACCAGCCUCAGCGGGGGCCUCGCCGUGCACCUCAACGCCUUCCACGGGGGCCCGGCCUCCAUGCAGCUCCACCACGGCCCUGGGCCCACGGCCGAGCAGGGUGGCCUCCAGCAGCUGAUGUUCGCCGGUCCGAGCGGCCCUGUGCACAUCCCUAUGCAGCUGCAGCAGAUGGCCGUGAUCGGACCGACGAUGAGCAGCGAGUCGCUGACGGAGCUGCACGUGGCUCGCGUGACGGAACACAAGCCCGCCGCCAAUGGCAACUGAGCCCCCUGCCUCCUUGCCCACUCGCUCGCCCAACUCGCCGCCCCGACCUCCAUUGACCGUGGACUGUGGCCUCCUCGCGCGCUGAAGAGGGUGGAGCCGAGCGGAGCAACACCGCAGCCCGGGGCGCUCCACGAGAGUUGGGCGGCUGCCCCAACCACACCUUCUGUCCAUGCCAUUUCACUGUAUAUAUGUACAUUGUGUUUUAUUAUUAUUAAUGCACCAAAGAAUAAUAUAUUUCCUAUUUUUUGAAAUGUAAUGCAAGACUUUGCGUUUGCGGGUGCUGAGCAGCAGCACUGGAGACACGCUGUGGCCUUGUUUGUAACAUACACUGAAAACUCCACUAUUUUAUAAGCGUUUUUAUGCAAUUAUUUACUGUAGCUUCCGACAUUGAGAAAAGGGAGCCCGCAGAGCUUGCGUGAGGAGGUCUCGCCUUGAGGCCCCGCAGGCCAGACCUCCUCCGCAGGAGCCGCACUUUACUGGGCUCCCGCUGCCUUGUCAAUGUACCUCUACACGUGGUCUCACUGCCUUAAGGAACAUGUACGUGUGGUCCGUAGCUGCCUUGUUGAUGCGUGGAUCCUUGCUGACUUGUCGAGUCUCCACUUCGGGGGAGGGCUCUCACUGCUGCCUUGCCAGUUUUCUCCAGGGGAGGCUCUGCUGUAUUUAUGUACCUUUGCCACAGAGGCUUUUGUUGGCGUGUGCUGAGGGGUUUUCACAUGAAUGUUUAUAUUAAUGGACCUGCAUGGUAAGGUCCUCCGUUGGGUAAUAAGUUCUCCAUGCUUGAUGGGUCUCGACGUGGAGAUCUUCCUUGUUGAAUGGGUCUCCAUGUGAGAGCUCUUCCUGGUUGAUGAAGCCUCACGGAUGUUCAUGGGUCUUCAUGUGAAAGCUCUCCCUGGUUGGUGAACCUCCACAGAUGUUCAUGGGUCUCCAUGUGAAAGCUCUCCCUGGUUGAUGAACCCUCACACAUGUUCAUGGGUCUUCAUGUGAAAGCUCUCCCUGGUUAAUGAACCCUCACACAUGUUCAUGGGUCUCCAUGUGAAAGCUCUCCCUUGUUGAUGAACCCUCACACAUGUUCAUGGGUCUCCAUGUGAAAGCUCUCCCUGGUUAAUGAACCCUCACGGAUGUUCAUGGGUCUCCAUGUGAAAGCUCUCCCUGGUUGAUGAACCCCCACGGAUGUUCAUGGGUCUCCAUGUGAAAGCUCUCCCUGGUUGAUGAACCCUCACACAUGUUCAUGGGUCUUCAUGUGAAAGCUCUCCCUGGUUAAUGAACCCUCACGGAUGUUCAUGGGUCUUCAUGUGAAAGCUCUCCCUGGUUGAGAAACCCUCAUGGAUGUUCAUGGGUCCCCAUGUGAAAGCUCUCCUUGGUUGAUGAACCCUCACGGAUGUUCAUGGGUCUCCAUGUGAAAGCUGUCCCUGGUUAAUCAACCCCCACACAUGUUCAUGGGUCUCCAUGUGAAAGCUCUCCCUGGUUAAUCAACCCCCACACAUGUUCAUGGGUCUCCAUGUGAAAGCUCUCCCUGGUUGAGAAACCCUCACAUGGAUUUCAUUUCGAUUUAAGUCUUUCGUGACUGCAGGGAUUCACAUUCUUGGUUCUUUUUUUUAAAGUUACGUAGGAGGGAAAUAAUAAAAUCAUUAAAAUAAACCAAUUCAAUUCUCACGACGUUUCGAUUGCAACACAAGUAAUCAUCAUCAGGUGUGAAAACCACAGCAAACAUUUGCGUGGACACAAGCAAUCAUCAUCAGGUGUGAAACCCACAGCAAGCAAAUGUUUGCUGUGGGUUUCACGCCUGAUGAUGAUUGCUUGUGUUGCAAUCGAAACGUCGUGAGAAUUUUAUUGUUUUAUUUUUAUUAUUUCCCUUCUACGUGACUUUACCGAAAGAACCAAGAAUAUGAAGAUACCUCACGGAUGAUCAUGGGUCUCGAUGUGUGAAGCUCUUUUGGUUGAUGGAACCUCACAAGAAUGUCUAUGGGUCUCCAUUUGAAAGCUCUUCACGUUUGAUGGGUCUCUCCGUGGUGAUGAGCCCUCGAGUGGACGUUCUCGUUGACGGUACCUCCGUGUGAAAGUUCUCCCUGGUUGAUGGGCCUCCACGUGGAGGCUGGCACACCCUGUGAAGGCCGGGCCAAUGUGGACCGCUGACCCCACUUGUGUCAGUGCCCGUGCCCGGUGGCUGAAUUUCAAACACUGUACAUGCCACUGUACACUACUGUAAAUAGAUUCGUUCUGCACAAAUCGCGUGGCCUCGGUGUCCCGUGACGAUGGGUUGGGGUAGUGGUUGUCAUCCCCGCACUGCGCCUUGACCAUCACAGCGCCAUGACCAUUCCCGACCGUGCACGUCGAUGGAUGAGAAUAUAUGACCGUGGAAUUCACCUAGGUUUACUCGGCCUGAAAUUAGAACCUGGGUAGAGUACGUGAGCAAUGAGGUGACCAGGCGAGAAUCCAGUACCAGAACCAACAUUCGAGACACGUUUGCCUCCAUAGGAAGAUGCAUAAGCAGUGUCCCUGUCCCAUGUCUGUCCCUCGACGUAACGGUUCAACAAGAUAACUGGACCGGUUUUGACAUUAAUCGUCUCAUCAGCACGGUCAGGCUUGCUUGAAUCAACGUGUACGGGUCAUAGUUCAAUACAAAACUCACCAGUACAUAACACAGACACAUUACUGGCGUCGUGGGGAAUGUGGCAAAAUAAAUAAGCAGACCAUU